UUAAUCUCCAUAGAAGAAGAAGAAAGUUCUUCUUUCGAUUGCUUUUGACUGCGCUCAGACUGCGUUGAGUGAACAUGGCGGCUAAUCAAACGUCGAAUCCCUCGCAGCUGCUUCCACUCGAGCUUGUGGAUAAAUGCAUAGGUUCUCGAAUCCAUAUCGUGAUGAAGACUGACAAAGAAAUUGUUGGUACCUUGCUUGGUUUUGAUGACUUUGUCAACAUGGUCCUUGAGGAUGUGACAGAAUUUGAAAUCACCCCAGAGGGACGGAGGAUAACCAAACUGGACCAGAUCCUUCUCAAUGGCAAUAACAUCACCAUGCUGAUUCCUGGAGGAGAAGGACCUGAAGUAUAAUUAAUACUCUGUGCUGCGGAGACACUUUUGUGUUGUAGAUACAUAUGUUGUGCUCUUUAUGAUGGAUUUUGUUGUUUUUGUACUCCAUCUUGAUUUUUUUUCCUCCUUUUUCUGAGGGGUGGGGUAGAAUGCUCCUGAGGAUUUGGUUUAAAGAGUUGUUGUGAGUCAUGAAAAACGAGGACUCCCCUCACACACACACAAUAAAUGGCAAGUGAACACAA
This is a messenger RNA of Thalassophryne amazonica, 571 nucleotides long. RefSeq names its product LSM5 homolog, U6 small nuclear RNA and mRNA degradation associated (gene lsm5). The transcript has 5 exons. The record is from RefSeq and is a predicted model, not a curated record. Gene Ontology annotation, biological process: mRNA splicing, via spliceosome. Gene Ontology annotation, molecular function: RNA binding. Lineage: Eukaryota; Metazoa; Chordata; Actinopteri; Batrachoidiformes; Batrachoididae. The coding region runs from base 75 to 350 and encodes 91 amino acids. Gene Ontology annotation, cellular component: U4/U6 x U5 tri-snRNP complex; Lsm1-7-Pat1 complex; U6 snRNP.